Lytechinus pictus (painted urchin) is the source of this 5439-nucleotide messenger RNA. Its product is annotated as protein maelstrom homolog. The coding region runs from base 223 to 1797 and encodes 524 amino acids. Gene Ontology annotation, molecular function: sequence-specific DNA binding. The transcript is spliced from 13 exons. Gene Ontology annotation, biological process: regulation of miRNA-mediated gene silencing; male meiotic nuclear division; spermatogenesis. Gene Ontology annotation, cellular component: P granule; nucleus. Lineage: Eukaryota; Metazoa; Echinodermata; Echinoidea; Temnopleuroida; Toxopneustidae. The record is from RefSeq and is a predicted model, not a curated record.
AUACAGAGGGAGAAGUCAUGGCACAUCCAAGCCUACGUCCCUAUUUAUUAAUCUGGGGAGAUUAAAGAAAAAACAAUGUCAAUGGUCCGAAAAUUCCUUAUAAUUUGCAGUUUGGCGCUUCAUAGUACACUACAACUUGCGUGAUAUCUUGGAAAUCACGCUGCCGAAUUUUCAGUAAAUCUGAUAUUUUCUUCAACUGUCAACUAAAUCUUUGAUUGUAAAAUGCCUCCUAAAAAGAAGCCAAAGAAGCAGUAUAAUGGGUUCUACAUGUUCAUGCUGGAAAAACAGGAAGAAAUGCGUUUGGAAGGCCGUAAAGUUUCGAUGCAAGACAUGGUCCCGAUUGCGCAUCCCGAGUGGAGAAUGCUUCCAGAAGAUAUUCAGAAGGAGUACACAGCUCGCGCCAAACAAAAGAAGAAAGAAGACAAGGGAGCGUCAGGAUAUGAAGGGAAAUUGGAUUGCACAGGGCAACUCAUCACGAAUCGUUUUUCAGUGAGUGAUUACCUUGAAAAGAGAAGACGAACCGAGGCUGCUGCCCUGAAAUCAUCAUGGUCUACUGGUGUAGACAUAGCCAAUCAUCCAUUCUACAUGAUAGCUGUAAAGACAUUAUGCCAAGUCCCCGAUGAUGACACGUACCUUCCGUGUGAACUAGCGUGCGUAGAGUAUACCAUGAGUGCCGGCAUCACCAAACGCUUCCAUUGCUUCCCGGAUCCUGGCAAACUCCCGAUGGGCACUCGAUACCUGUGCAAAGUGCAAGGCGAGGAUAUCCACAAGAUUCCGGCAGAAGGAUUUGAGCAGUAUAACGAUAACUAUAAAGAGAUCUGGAGGGAUCUUAUAGCGUUUGUGAACCCUAAUAGACAGCAUGUAAUGCCACCGUUAUUUUGUGAGCUACGUUGUCGGGAAGUGGUAGAAUUCACUCUCUCUUGGAUGGCCAGGAACGGGGGAAUGUCAAACAAUUUGACCAAGGUCUACGAAGCUGAGCUCCUGAUUCUAGAACUGUUCAGAAAUGCGGGAGAGAUCGUUCCAUCCCGGAGCCAGGUCUCUGCGCUUCUUGCGUCAUCGGCCUGGGAUUACAUGAAGGAUACGAGAUGUGAGUAUCAUGAAGAAACGGAAGUAGUCCUUGAAAAUUGUGCUUUGGGAACCUGCAAUAAAUACUGCUACUGCCUCAGUGAUGCGGUCUGUCCUAGGUACGACGUAGAGCUGACACCCAACCAUAUACCGGAGGCCGAAACCCCAGACGCUAUCGUCUAUCCCGCGCAGCAGAGGGAGAUCAAACCACAAGGUCAACGUACUCCACCGAGGGGUAACAGCAAGGGGCGCAACUACACACCCCCUCGGAUGAGAGACAGUGAUGUGGAAGAUAGAGAAGACAUCAACACGGCUCGUGAGGCACAACGAAUGGCCUCAUAUGAAGAUAAGCCGCUGCGUCAGCCGUCAACUAUUGGUAUAGCUCAUGUUGUUUCACAGCCAAAGUCUAACAUUCCUGAGACUGUUCAUAGCCAAGAAUCAGGUGCAUCCCAUCUUUAUGCUGGGCCUCCUGAACCACCAUCAGCUAAUCAGGUUCCUACCCCAGCCCAGGCGUGGCAGACGGUUACCACUAUACCUCAACAGAAACCAGGUGCAAUGAACCAGCAAGCCUCCAUUGAGCAGCUAACCAAUCAGAUGGGUGGACUAGGGACGACGCCCGCCGGUCGGGGGAUUCCCCCACAAUCACUUGGGCGCGGUCUAGGGCGUGGCUUGGGGCGAGGCCUUGGCAGGGGAUUGGGAAGGGGUGGUGUGGCCCCGCCCCCUGGAUUCUGAAACUCGUGUGUCUCACACCCACCAUACAGUUCAUCGGGUGUAGUGGUGCCAUAACAUUUCAUUGCCUGCUUGAUGACAUCCUUCAGGGGUUUGUGGACGAAACACCUGUCUGGGGAGAGAUUUUGGGAGACUUUUCUUAUGGUGCUGAUGUCUGGAAGCCUAUGCUUUUUCAUACUUUCAAUUUCAUAGACUGGGGAAGGCAGCAGUUUUGCUUUUGGAUACAAAUUGUGAUGGAAGAAACUACAAUAUCCACUAUUGCAGAUUUUUUUGAUUUUAUAGCAAGUAACUGAAGGCUUGACAAUGGCUACUCUGGCAUUGCAUACAAUUAGACAUGAAUGCCCAGCUUUGGAUGAGCAAGUAUGUAAAGGCUUGGCCAGAGUUGAAUAAGAAAGUGACCACUCUGUUAUUAGGUUAGACAUAACUGGCCAGCAGCCAUGGCGAUAUAUAGAAACAAAUCAUUCAAAUGCUUUCACAGACUUGAAAAAUAAAGAUGCAUUAUGAUGUUGGAUGUAGGUAGUAAGAGACAAAGCAAUGCAAAUAUUCAUAACGGUUCUCAUAGGCAGCUGUUAUAAAGCCUUCAAAGGCUUGUCCAGUUUGAAAAGAAAACCCCAGAAAGUCUGGAUUGGUUGGAAAAUUGUGCUACAGGUACAUGUAUGUGGAUAGAGAGUAUGGGAAAUCUUGGAAAAGAACAAGGCCCCGUUGUACAAAGAUUAACGAUUGAUCCAAUAAAUCGUAACUAUGGAAUGCCAGCAAAGUCAACAUAUGAAACGCAUGUUUGUUCAAAAAAAAUUCUAGAUAUGAGUCCAUAUCAAUAAAUUCAUUGAUUUCUUGACAAUUUGGGGUGUUCUCCUUUGAUUACAAAGGACAUUUUGCAAAUUUCCUGUAGAAAAAAUUAUGACACUGAUAGAUUUCCAAAGAGUUACAAUUGAUCGGAUCAAUCGUAACUCUUUGUACAACGGGCCCCAGGACUACUUUGACUGAAGAAAAAACACAAAUAAACAGGAGAAACAUAAAUGCUUGGCUAUGAUGCAGUUUUGAUAUACUCUAAGGACUAUUGCCCUCAAGUAAUUAUGAGAAAUGUUGUUUGCAUUAUCAAGAAUACAGCCACUCUGAAUGCAACAAUUUUUUUUGAUUUUUAGGCCUGAAAAUAAGGAAGGCAAAUACUACAUACAAUAUGAGUAUUAAUCACCAACUGCCACCAAUAUACUUGGUAGUUUCAGGUGGAUGUUUCAUAAAGCUGUUCGUAAGUUGAGAGCGACUUUAAGAAUGACUGGUGAUCAUUUCUUGUGGUAAAUGGUAUAUUCAUGGGCAAUGGUUUAGCGCGUAAGAAAGGAUCACAAGUUGUUCUUAAAGUCACUCUUUAUUUACAAACAGCUUUGUGAAACAACCACCAGGGCUUCCAAACAGAUGUGAUAUCUAGGAAAUAAUCUGAUGUUUCAGCAUUCCGAGCUGCUCUUUCGUUAUCAUUCUCCAAUUUUUUUUGGGUACUUAAUAUGCUACUAUAGGAACGAUGUGUUGGACAAGUUAUAUUUUAACAUGUGGUUGAUUAUUUUUAAAUAAAUGACAACUCUUGUAUAGCCUUUUUACUAGUAUCUGUAGGUAAAUAAGCAUCUAGGUCAAAUAGAUUUUUGGACCAUAUAAUCAUGCGUUAUAUACAUCCUUUAAUUUACUUUUCUCCUAUCUUGAACAGAUGUCUGUAAGUUCAGUGGAUUUGGCUUUGGAAAAAUACCAGUACUAUUCUCAAGAUUAUUUCUUUGAACAAGCCCAAGUUAUCAUUUGUAAAACCCAAGUAAUAUAUUCAAUGGAUGGGAUGCCAUUGACUGUUGUUGACCCACUUUUUUUUAAAAACACUUAUGUGUAUUCUGAAUUUGGGUUCAAUUUAAGCUGCGAUCAGAGUAUGUGCCCAAAAUGGGACAGCCCCCUCCCUGAAAAAAAAGAAAAAAACUAACUGUUGUUAAUUGUGCUGUUUGAUUCCCAUCAAUAAAAAUGAGAUUAUUUAGAUUAAAAAUUAACUCUCAACGUAUUAAGUAGAGUAAAACUGUAUUUCAUUUAGCACAAGAAAGGGUCACCAAUCACGUGUAAAAUUUGGCGUAAAGUUGUAACUUGCCAACAGCUUUAUGAAACGGCCCCUUUUGGUCUUUUUACUGUGCUCGUUUGCAAAGUAAGAAAAGCACACUACAAGACGGUUUCUACCAUGCUAAAUGUUCUUGAAUGUUCCACUCUUAAAUAUUGAUGGACUGUGGGUUACCAAUGGUAGUAACACAGAUAUGAGCCACAGUUUCAGUUAACCAGGGUUUGGAAUACACUAUAAGAAGGAGAUAGGACUGGGUAUAUUUAUGCUGAACAACUUUUUCCUAUCUUGUAUUUCAGUCAUCAUAUAGGAUGUACUUGUUUAUCUACAUUGUACUACAUGUAUGUUUGAAUGGGACUGGGUAAUGCUAGUCAUGUUUUUAAACAUUACAGAACGCAGUUAUUAUCUCGUGUGUUUUUGUUUCAUUAUGUUCCCAUUUAGCAAUGAUAUGUAUUGUGUGGCAUGGUACCCUAAUUGUCUGCAGUGCCCCUUGUCUGCCCAUGUACAUGUAUAAUUUUUAUAUGCACGAUUCUAAUAAAAAACACACAACCACAAAAUAUACAUCUGUAUCACAUAGACAGGUAUUCAUGAAAACAUCUGAGUCCAAAUGAUAAAUGUUGGUAUUUUCAUGUAAGCCUUCCUCAUCAAAAUCCUUGAAUUUUGUGUGAAAUGAAUGCGUGCAUAGACAUGGGAAAUGAUUUUUUUUCCAACCUAAAAUUAAUGGCAGGCCCUGGUUUUGAAUAAGAAAUUCAUGUAUCUGACACAAAUUCUGAUGAUAUAUUUGGCACACAUACUCUUAAGAACAUAUGGAAAAAUAUUAAUGCAAACCGUUGUGAAAAAAAAAAAAAAAUCAUGUUUGAUUAUUAAAUCUCAAGCUCUAUUUGGGGUGUGCAGACAUGGGGCCCACUUUCAUAUUGUCAUAAUCGUUGUCGUAUUUAGUUCUGGGUAUUCCAUUCAGCUGUGUAGUGAUUUUUCUGGCCAUGUCCAUCGUUUAUGUUUACUGUCUUCAUACAUGUAGUAAAAAAAAAAUGUUUUUUUCAUCAAAACCAUGAUUGUUCUACGUUAUAUUCUCUGUCACAUGGCAUGACACAUAUUAUUGAGAAUAAAGAAACAUAACAGAUUGCAGAGUUGUCAUACCAUAAUGGAGUAAUUCUUAUUUCAAAACAUCAUUGGAAAGUCCUAAUACAGAGAGCUUGCAUGAUUGCAAUCUUAAUGGUCAUGUUAUACUCUGCAAAUUCACUGUUUGUUUUUUUCACUCAUUUGAAGAAAAAAAAUCGGUCAUACUAAAGUCCAUGAUUCGCUGGUCAUUUUUUAAAUUUGUUUAUGUAUUAUAUAUGUCAUUUUUUGAGGGGGGGGGUAGGAAUAAAGUGCUCUUUCAGGAGAGAGUUUACUAUUGUCACUAGUUAGAUCUACUCCUUUAAAAAAAACACCUUAUCUACCAAAGAAGAAAAGGAGAAGGAGGAAGAGGAAGAAGAAAAAGAAGAAGAAAGGAGGAGUAAGAAGAAGAAGAAAGGGGAAAAAAGAAGAGGAAGAAGAGUGACUAAUGUAUAUACAUGUAAAUAAAAACUUUU